AUGCCUUCUGAGCCCACGCUCGAAGGCCUUCCGGCGGACAUACUGGAGAGGAUUUCUUGCAUGCUGGGUCUGGAAGAGUUGUGCAGUCUUCGGAUGACGUGUCGAGAUUUUGCUUCUCGUGUGGCUCAAGGUCGUUUCGUGGAGUACGUUGAACACAAGCGAGUCACUUUCGAAACACUGGCGCUGCAACGAUUCGCUGAAAUGACAAAGCCCGGCCGUCCGGGAUGUCAGAUGAGGGGGUUGUGUAUUGUUGGUAGUGUCGAUAUCUUCGAGAGUUGCUGCGCUGAGUUGCUGGGACGGGUCUUUGAGAAUUUGAAAGGGAACUUGGCGAGUGGAUUUAUGGAGUCGCUGGAGAUUCAGAUGCCGAGUGAGGAUGAUGAUGUGCAUGUAAGGACGACCGGGUGGCGGUUGAGGUGGAGUGCUGGGAAUGUGCUGGUGAGGGAGGCGAUGCGAGCGCUGGGAGGGAGUGGAUUGGCAGUUGGGGCGCUUGAUUUGUUUGCGGGGACGAGGUGUUGUGGAUUGGGGAUUGAUUCGCUGGAGGAUGUGCCGUUGGAGUGCCUGAGAGGGUUGAGGAGUGUGAGGUUGAGUUUGACCUACUCGUCUCCCGGGGACGGAGGUAUGGACGGAGACGUUCGUCGUGGGUGUGGAAUGUCCUCCCUGCUCACAUCCUGCCCUAAUCUCGAGGCUGUGGACCUACACUGGUACAACGACGACAUCGAUCAUCGUCCUAUAUCAGCCGCGAGCGAUGAGAAGCACUUCCUCAACCAAAUCAGCUCUCCCUACCUCAACCUCAGAAACCUCACCCUCCGCGGCAUAUCCUGCCAAAGCUCCGCCCUCCUCACACUCCUCCAAUCCGCCCCUAAACUCCAAACAACCACCCUCGAACACAUCCAUCCUUCCGGCAACGGCUCCUUCAAACCCAUCCCCUCAUUCCAAUCACUACAACAUCUGCACCUCAACGACCUAACCGAAGCCAGCAACUUCAACAGAAUCCAAAACCCCCUGCAAACUCCACUUCGACGGCCCAGGCAAGCUUCACCUCCACACCGCAGCGCGGCUCAUCAGACCGAAUCAUCUCACGAGGAAGGCCCAGCAGUGUCGGAUGUCGAUGACGUAUGUUGUGUAUGGCGCGAGGGCGAAGGCGUCGCCGGGGUUGUGGCGGUGUAUGGGUAG
Molecule: messenger RNA, 1173 nt
Organism: Fulvia fulva
Lineage: Eukaryota; Fungi; Ascomycota; Dothideomycetes; Mycosphaerellales; Mycosphaerellaceae
Exons: 1
Coding region: 1-1173 (390 amino acids)
Molecular function (GO): protein binding
Source: RefSeq, a predicted model, not a curated record